AUUGAGGAGGAGGUAAUGGAACAAGGCGCGGAGACGCUGUAAGGGUGUGUUCGGUUGCUGUCAUGGGAUAGAAUGUCAUGGGUCCGACCCAUUCCAAAAGCCCAUUCCCGUGUUCAGUUAGCCGAAGGGCCCAGAACCCACCAGUCCCAGAAAACCGAAUAUUCGGUGAUUAUGCGGAACCGACGCAUACCUCCAAAUCGGCCGGACGACAGAGAACGAGCCCUCGAGCCCUCGUUCCCCUCGCACGCAGCCCCCCUCCCGCAUCUCAGCGCCGCCAACCUCCCACAUCUCUCCCUCUCUCGAUCUGCCACUCCUCCCUCUCCAGCGCCGAUUCCCUCUCCUCCCCGUCGUCUCUCCCCAGAUGGCGCACAUCUGCAGCUCGGCGGCGACCUAGGACCGGGUGGAGACCUACCUGGCAGCGGCAGGAGAGGAAGGAGCGGCCGGAGGUGUGCCUACAGAUCUGGAUUGGCGGCUAGCAACGAAGCCAAGAUGGUCAGCAAGAUGAACAAAAGAAAAAGGAUGGCUAGGGGAGCAGCUGUUUUUGUUGCACUAGCUGCAAUGGCAGUCAUUGUUCGGGCAAUUAUAAGGAAGAGGAGACCACGUAUUACCUAUGGCCCAAUGCAUGAAAGAGAUCGAAUCAGAUAUGACUUUCUAAACCAGAAAAUUUGGCAAAGCGAUGUGUUAUGCAAAAACAUGCUAAGGUUUGAAAGAGCAGCGUUCUUUCGCUUGUGUGGCAUAUUGAGGGAUCGCAACUUGCUAGAAGAUAGUCCACAUCUUAGUGUGGAGCAACAAUUGGCAAUGUUUUUGCAUACAAUUGGGCAUAACCUUCGGAAUAGGGUUGUUUCUGCCAAUUUUGGUAGAUCAUAUGGCACAACCAGCAUCUAUUUUAGAAAGGCUCUUCAUGCCAUAGGCGAGCUUCGUAAUGAUUAUAUAAGGCCACCAUCAUUGGAAACCCCCGCAAAAAUUGCAGGAAAUCAUCGAUUUGACCCAUAUUUUAAGGAUUGUAUUGGAGCUAUCGAUGGUACACAUGUGCGAGCAGGGGUUACCAAAGAUGUGGAGCCUUCUUUUCGUGGUAGGAAGGCCUUUACCACUCAAAAUGUGAUGGCAGCAGUAGAUUUUGACCUCCGCUUCACAUAUGUGUUGGCUGGUUGGGAAGGGUCCGCACACGACGCGACCGUCUUAGCUGAUGCAUUAACUCGUGAGAGAGGCUUACAAGUACCACCUGGAAAGUACUACCUAGUUGAUGCCGGUUAUGGAACCAAGCCUGGGUUCUUACCACCUUUUCGUGGCGUGAGGUAUCAUUUGAAUGAGUGGGGCAACAAUCCGGUCCAAAAUGACAAGGAGCUAUUCAACCUUAGGCACUCAUCUCUACGGGUGACGGUAGAGAGGGCUUUUGGAUCUCUCAAGAGGCGUUUCAAAAUUUUAGAUGAUGCCAAACCAUUCUUCACUUUCCCGGUCCAAGUUGACAUUGUUAUAGCUUGUUGUGUUCUUCAUAAUUAUGCACUAUCACAAGGGAUCGAUGAAUUCAUUAUACCGGAAGUGACAUGGACCACCCAACCAAUUCGAACAUCAAGGCAACAAUUAAGUGACAAUAGGGCCUUGGUAGACCAUAGGCUACAAAUUGCUGCCCAAAUGUGGGAAGAUAGGCAACUUAUGUAUGCCAAUUUAUGAGUGCAGUGCACUAUGUAUUUGUAAUGUUUAUGCAAC
This is a messenger RNA of Triticum urartu, 1707 nucleotides long. RefSeq names its product protein ALP1-like. NCBI's taxonomy places the organism in Eukaryota, Viridiplantae, Streptophyta, Magnoliopsida, Poales, Poaceae. The record is from RefSeq and is a predicted model, not a curated record.